Messenger RNA from Aaosphaeria arxii CBS 175.79, 2494 nucleotides. RefSeq lists its product as uncharacterized. Gene Ontology annotation, molecular function: protein binding. The coding region runs from base 162 to 2303 and encodes 713 amino acids. The record is from RefSeq and is a predicted model, not a curated record. The transcript is spliced from 4 exons. Lineage: Eukaryota; Fungi; Ascomycota; Dothideomycetes; Pleosporales.
AACUUGUCGAUGAUUAAUAGCAACUUGCACCCGUUCCUGCGGCCUAUGCAUUACCCAAGGUCCCGCGACUGCGCUCAUGUUGCCUCAACGACCACUCUCCUCUCCUCAUUUCUCACAACUCUCACCCAAAGAUUGUUGACAGCCUCAGAUGUCUCGAUAACAUGAUGCCCUUAACGCUACGAGUCUUGGGUCUACAAUCGCUCCUCACGACUCUACUUUUCACAGGUCUUCUUCCGUGGACCACAAUACUGGUCCAGGCGCAGAAAGACAAAUUCGCUCUGGAUCCGGUCAAAAACUUUUGCUCCCGAUAUUUCUCACAGUCCGUGGUCAAAGAUGAUAUGCUAUACAUUGAUAGCGGGAUACAGAAAUGGAAUGGGCCUGAUAUCAAGACUGAUGCCGAAAAUCCCGUAUUUGGUAUCAAUAACUACAUUCUCAAGGUCCCAAUGAAAACCAGCUGGGAUUGGAAGACAGACAUGGUCAUUAUCGCCGAGCCGAAAAAUGAAACCAGCCCUACGACUGGAACUUUACCUCCAAGCCUGAUGCAUGGCCAUAUAUUUCAUGGCCCGCCAAACAAUUCACAGAUAUACAUAUACGGUGGCACAACAUACAUGGGUAAUCGGUCGUUCCCGUCUUUUACCAAUCCAUUAUCUUCAACAUAUUCAUUAUGGACAUAUGACGACAAAGCCGCGGGAUAUCCUUGGGAACAACAUGACAUCUCUCAACCAUGGAAGGCGAAUCAUGGGGCAGCUGCUGAAGCCAUCGAUCAAGGUCUAGGGUUUUAUCUUAACGGUCAGAUCGACUGGGGCACAUCAGUGAAAACACUAGGAGGUCCAGAAGAGGAGGCUUUAUACAUGCCAUUGGAAGGUAUGCUCAUCAUUGAUCUGGUAAAAAGCACUUCUGUCAAUAUAAGUACCCGUGGACUGCAGGGAGAUGCUCCCAGAGUUGGGGGCACCAUGGAAUACAUUGCGCCAAUUGGCGCUGCCGGAAUUCUCAUCGCUCUCGGUGGGCAGGUGAAUCCAGAUAAGCCCUUCGCAAAUUCGUCCGAAGGCGCAUUGAUAGAUUUUGGCAAAGUUGACAUUUUCGACAUUGAUUCGUACCUCAAGGCGCCAGGGACCAAUGGUAAAUGGUACCAGCAAGAAACCAUAGGCGAUAUACCACCAGCCCGUGCGGAUUUCUGCUCUGUCAUCAUGUCGGCGCCAGACAAUUCGAGUCACCACAUUUACGUUUACGGCGGCUUGGAUCCGACAAGUGGCAUAGGUUAUGAUGAUGUCCAUGUCUUGACGAUUCCAUCCUUUCAGUGGACGACAAUCUACAACGAUGGCGGCUCACCACGUUUUGGCCACAAAUGUCACAUAGUAGGCAAGCGACAGAUGAUAACAGUGGGGGGACUGAUAACAAACUCGGGGCAAUGCGACUGGGAGGAGAAAGGCGUCGCAUUCUACGAUUUGACCACCACCAGAUGGGGCUCUGUCUUCACUCCCGACACUACUGCUUACGGGGUUCCCCAACAAGCUCUGCAGGCCACCGGCGGGAAGUCACAGGGCGGCGCCACAGUUCGUGAACCCGUCAUGGGCUGGACGGACACAGCUCUUAAGAGUGUAUUCGAUACGCCUCGUGGAGCUUCCAAAGGCUCAGGGGGGUCAAAAUCAGACGGUGAUGAGACGCCUGGAAUCAAUAUUGUUGCAAUUGCUGGUGGCGCAGGUGGGGGUUUUGCGCUCGUGCUCCUUGCAGCGAUGCUCCUUAUCUGGCAGCGCAGACGUGACGCCGCAGCAAAAACGGGACCGCAAGAACUCGAGAAUAGUGAACGUAGCAUCCCCCCUUCUUCUCCCUCUCCUCCACCGUCCAUCGAGUCCGACCCCGAGAAAGAAAGGUAUGAACUCCAGGGUAUCAUCGGCAACGUUCCGGUUGAGCUUCCAGGUCCGGAACACAUGGAUCGCAAAUCAGCAGUCGGCCCUAAAUCAAUAUAUGAAGCAGACUGGAUGACGGCCACAAAAGCGGUUGAGCUAUCGAGCGACGCAUUGGCCGCUGGAGGCGUUGCAGGUAUUCCUCUCCUGCGACUUCCUGGAAACGACUCUCUAAUGUCACCAUUCUACUUUCACGGGCCUGCCUCACCAUUACCGGACCCUACCAGCCCACCUCCAGAAUACUCUGAUCGUUACCAUCAGGAGUCGUCUUCCACUUCACACCCGCAGCAAGAAGGACGUCCGCUUCGGUAUCCAGUGGAGAAAGAACAGGUGAUUCCGCCAUCUAAUCCUCGAAGUAGAGACGGAACCUACGAGGAACAAGAGACAACCUGGAUAUGAUAGACGUGAAAUCUUCCCUCCUUCCCUUGGUCGAGUGGGUGAUGACGCACCACCGACUAGGAUAGACCUACAGCAACACGCGCCACCAGGGUUAGGGUUACAUGCCUCAGCUACAGCAAAGCUUGAACCCGCCCUUUCGCUUUUCCGCCUCCGGAUUAACUACUGUAUAUCACAAAAGACAAUACGGCUUC